Messenger RNA from Vigna unguiculata (cowpea), 723 nucleotides. RefSeq lists its product as uncharacterized. The record is from RefSeq and is a predicted model, not a curated record. Lineage: Eukaryota; Viridiplantae; Streptophyta; Magnoliopsida; Fabales; Fabaceae. Gene Ontology annotation, molecular function: zinc ion binding.
AUGCAACCUGCAGAUCAUGUCAACCUUGAUUCCAACCAAAUUGCUUCUAUUGUGAUGAACUCUGUAAAGGAAAAUCCUUCCAUACCUAUCAAAAGUUUGGUAGCUGAAAUUAAAAAUCGUUUCGGGUAUUCAGUUUCAUAUGACAAAGCCUGGAAUGGUAAGCAAAAAGCGCUUGCUAAGGAGUUCGGAGAUUGGGAAGAGUCUUACAAUGAACUUCCCAGGUGGUAUGAAGCUGUACAACAAAACAAUCCCGGCACAAUAAUUCAAUGCACUGGAUCUCCUGUACAAGUAAGUGGCCAACCUGACCCUUCUUACUAUAUUAAGGAACGCGUAUUUUGGUCUUUUGGACCAUGCAUCCAAGGGUUUAACUAUUGCAAGCCAGUUGUCCAAGUAGAUGAUGGGACAUUUCUGACAGGAAGAUAUCAAGGGACAUUGCUAACAGCACUAGCUCAAGAUGGGUCACGUAAUAUAUUCCCUUUGGCCUUCGCGAUAGUGGAAGGAGAAACAAAGGAGGCCUUGAUAUGGUUUUUUCAAUUGUUAAGGGAGCACGUUACACCACAAUCAAACCUCUGCUUGAUAACAGACAGGGGGAAAGGCAUAUUGGCAACCCUACAAUCUGAAGAAGUACAAUGGGAAGCAGAUGGACUGCAAUCAGUAAACUGCAUACGUCAUAUUGUUUCAAAUUUCAACAAAAAAUUCAAGAAUCACGAAUUGAAGAACUGA